AUGUUCUCAGUGCGGAUCGUGACUGCCGACUACUACAUGGGCAGCCCGCUGCCCGGCCUGGACCCCUGCCAGUCCCGCUUCCGAGAGGCCCCGGCCAAACGGGUGCCCGUGGUGAGAGUCUUCGGCGCCACCCCUGCAGGUCAGAAGACUUGUCUCCACUUACAUGGUAUCUUUCCUUACCUCUAUGUACCAUACGAUGGUUUUGGACAGCACCCAGAAUGCUACCUUCGUCAAGUGGCGUUCAGCAUUGACAGAGCACUCAAUGUGGCUUUAGGCAACCCAUCUUCUAGUGUUCAACAUGUUUUCAAAGUAUCAUUAGUGUCUGGAAUGCCUUUUUAUGGUUACCAUGAAAAGGAGAGACAGUUUAUGAAGAUUUAUCUUUACAAUCCUGCAAUGGUAAAAAGAGUUUGUGAGCUUCUGCAAGGUGGAGCCAUAAUGAACAAAUCUUACCAGCCUCAUGAAGCCCAUAUUCCCUACCUCCUCCAACUCUUUAUAGACUACAAUUUAUAUGGAAUGAAUUUAAUAAACCUGGCUGCUGUCAAAUUCAGAAAAGCAAGGAGAAAAGGUGACACAUCAGGUGUAAGUAAACAUCAUAGAACUCAUUUGCCAGAAAAUUCAAGCAACAUAUCUUUCACUGAAUGGGAAGAAGAUGAAAUACCAAGCUCUUUAAUGUUGAAAGGUGUUGAGCCACAAAGUACCUGUGAAUUGGAGGUGGAUGCAGUAGCUGCUGACAUUUUGAAUCAACUGGAUAUUGAAGCCCAGAUUGGCAGGAACCCUGGUUUGCAAGCUAUAUGGGAGGAUGAAAAGCAGCGACGGAGGCAGAAAUGUGAAUCUUCUCAGAUUAAGCCACCUGAGUCACAAGACCGUGGAUUUGUGCCAGCAACAGAGAGUGAAAAAUUUUUUCAGAAGAGACUUAAAGAAAUUCUCAAGCAAAAUGACUUCUCUGUAACAUUGUCAGGAUCAUUGGACUACAGUAAUGGAUCAGAGGAGUUCUCUGCUGAGCUAACACUACAUUCUGAGGUACUUUCUCCUGAAGCCUUUCCGUGUACACCAGCUAAUACAGUAGAAGUGCAUGAUGAUAAACAGAUGAGCAAAGACUCCAAUAGGAUGCAUACUGAUAAAGAAGACGAAGCACUUAUUAAUGAGGAAGCAAUUUUAAACAUUGUGGAGAACAGUCAGAGCUUUCAGCCUUUGUCUCAAAGACUGAAUCAGACUACAGUUUUUAUGGGCAGUAGUGCUGAUGAGGCCAUGAUUGAUCUGUUGGCUGGACUGGAGAAUGAUGGAUAUCAGAUGGGACAUCAAAAAACACUCUCUCACCAUCGUUCUCUUGGAAGCUGGCGAAAUUCUCAGAACAGUGAUGAUGAAGAAAAUGAGCCACAGUGUGAGAAAGAAGAAAUGGAACUUAGCUUGCUGAUGUCCCAAAGGUGGGACAGUAGCAUGGAAGAGCCUGGGCAAAAAAGGAGGUCAGCUGGCAGAAAUAUGCAUCGAAGUUCAACAGAAGAGGAUUCGUCUUCGGAGGAAGAAAUGGAGUGGAGCGGUAACAAUAUGCUCCUAACUAACCUCUCAAUACCUCAGUUAGAUGGAACUGCAGAUGAAAAUGGUGACAAUCCUUUGAACAAUGAAAGUUCUCGAACUCACUCCUCCGUCAUUGCAACAAGCAAAAUGUCUGUAAAGACCUCAAUCUUUCACAAAGAUGCUGCUACACUAGAACCCCCAUCUUCUGCUAAAAUUACUUUUCAGUGUAAACACACAAGUGCCCUUUCUAACCAUGUUUUGAAUAAUGAAGAUUUUGUAGAAGACCUCUCACAACCAAACACAGAAACAAGACCUGAACUUUCGGUCCAUUCUCUUACAAAAGAAAGCACUUACUCAGCCAAGUACCCAACUCCAUUCAGCAAUAGUACCCAUGCAGAAAACUCUCACAAAGAGAGUAACAAGAAAGAUACUCUCCCAGUUCCUUCAUGUGGAAAUAAUAUUUUCGACUAUGAAGAUGAUAUUUCAUCAGUGAACAGACCAAUACCUAGUAGGAAGUACAUUAGCAUUAGAAAGGCUGAAAAGGAUGUCUCUUUUAUGCAUGUGGGCCGCCAUAUUGGUGACAACAUGUUGAAUAAAAAUUUAUAUAACUUCACUGAUAUGAGCCACUCCAAAGGUAAAAUAUCCUCUGAAGUAAAUGAAAAAUCUGGCAGUGCAAAUAUAAAUAGUUUUUUUCCAGCAACAGCUACAGAAAAUUGUGAAUUGGUAUCUUGUUCAGGAGGCAGUCGAACUGUGGUACAUUCACUUGAAAAUAACACUGAUGAAGGUGGCCUUAAUAAGCUUAAAAUUAGGUAUGAAGAAUUUCAGGAGCACAAGGCAGAAAAGCCAAGCCUCAGUCAGCAAGCAGCACAUUAUAUGUUCUUUCCUAGUGUUGUUCUUUCUAAUUGUCUCAGUCGACCACAGAAGUUAGCUCCCGUGACGUACAAAUUACAGCAGGGCAACAAACAGUCCAGGCUGAAACUGAAUAAAAAGAAGCAUAGUUUUAUCAAUCGUCAGGAGCCUGCAAGUGUGAAUGAUGUUGCAUCAGUGAAGGAAGGCUGCUAUACACAAGGUAAUGCUUGUAGUAACAUUCCUGAUAAGGAUAGUGCUUUACCUAGUGACUUAGUUCAAGUUCCUCUUGAGGCUUUUGAAAACAAAAUGCCUACAAGUACUGCUAAUUACACUGACUGCCAGUUUGCAGAUGGAUCUCUUGAAGCUGAGCAGUCAUUUGGACUGUGUGGGAAUAAGUACACGCUCCGAACGAAACGGAAGGUAAAUUAUGAGACUGAAGACAGUGAAUCGAGCUUCAUCGCACACAACUCAAAAAUUAAUCUACCUCAACCAAUAGAAAGUGUUGAAAGUUUGGAUGGGUCUCAGAAGUCUCGAAAGCGUAGAAAACUUUCUAAAAAAUUGCCACCCGUUAUUAUUAAAUAUAUUAUCAUCAAUAGAUUUAGAGGGAGAAAAAAUAUGCUUGUUAAAUUGGGGAAAGUAGAUUCUAGUGAGGAAAGAGUAGUACUCACAGAGGAAAAGAUGAAUUUAUAUAAAAAGCUUGCACCUUUAAAGGACUUUUGGCCAAAAGUUCCCGACUCUCCUGCAACCAAAUAUCCUAUUUAUCCACUGACACCAAAGAAAAGUCACAAAAGGAAAGCAAAGCAUAAGUCAACCAAGAAAAAAGCUGGAAAACCACAAAAAACAGGUAGUACAAAUAUUAAAAGAACUUUAUCUUUCAGAAAAAGGACUCAUACAAUUCUUUCUCCUCCUUCGCCCUCCUAUAGUGCUGAAGCUGAAGACUGUGACUAUAAUUAUAGUGAUGUUAUGUCUAAGUUAGGUUUUCUUUCUGAGAGAAGCACAAGCCCAGUAAACACAUCUCCACCUCGCUGCUGGUCUCCCACUGAUCCAAAAGCAGAAGAAAUUUUGACUAACCUGGACAGAGAAGCUUUAUUUAGUAGGGGGCCCAAUAUCUACAACAGCAAGACUGUUAAUACUAGUGUAGGAAAAACUAGUAGAGCAAAAACUCAGGUUAAGAAAUGUAAAAAGAAAUUUGCUAGCCCCACUGUAUCUACCAAGAAAAAGAAAAAGAUUAAUCAGGUUGAUAAAACACCAGAUGAUGGAAAGAAGAAACCUAGAACAAAACAAAAAAUGGCUGAAAAAGCGUCCUCAAGAAAACGCGUUGUAUUUAAAGAUGAAAAAGAAAGUAGUCGCUCUACUACAGAAGUCAAGUUUGUGCUGAAGCAUCAAGAUCCUCAUGAGAUUUCUUACAACUCUGUCUGCUCUCAGCCACUUCACAACCUCAAAGACAGUCCUCUUCCUGGCUAUUCAGCUGGAUAUCUGCCAUCAGCACAGCUCCCUUCAGCUGAUGCACAAGGUAGUUCAUCGGGCUGUUUUCACUCACUGAUGGAAAUGGAUAAGCCUGUAGAUGCACAGUGUUUGCCUGCUCCACGGGAAGACCCUCAUGCAUCUUUCACAUCUACUCCCACAGCAUCUGUAAGGGAAGUACCAAAAAUGAGUUCUCAAAGGUCCAGGACUCAGAGUGCCAUAUUUAGAAUGAAGGAUUCUGCUCUCAUUCAAAACAUAUUUGAUCCAUCUAAUCACUCAACGCACAUAACACAGAAUGCUCAUAUCUCAAAAGAUAAGAGUUCUCCAAAAGCAGAAGAGAUAAAAAAUUUGCAAGUGAGAUAUUUGCCACCAGCUGGGAAAUUAAGUGAAACUCGUGACUCUCUGGACACAGCAAAGAUGGAUCAAUUACGUACCACUAACUAUUUGCAUUGUAAAGACAAUAGUCAACAGCAGAUUUUUUGUUUACCAGAGGCGUCCAAGCAUUCUGAUCCUUGUUCUUCUAUUAAGCCAUCUGAGGAAAAUCCUGGGCCACUUCAACUGCCUAAAAACUGUUUUGUAACAUCUUUGAAGAGUCCAGUGAAACAGUUAAAUUGUGAUCAAAACCAGAGAGGAUUUAUUUUGGAUAUGUCACAUUUUAAACCAGAAACCAUAAAACAAAGGCCUCUGUCAGAAACAACCAUGCAACCAAAACCCAUCUCCCAGUAUAAAAACAGGAAUAUAGUGGCCCCAUCAACAUUUGGUGAAGGACAGUCUGGUCUGGCUGUUUUGAAAGAGUUGCUCCAGAAGAGACAGCAGAAAGCUCAGAAUGCCAGUAUUGCACAGGAGCCAUUGCCAGACAAAACACAGCUGAGCAAGGGCAUACCAUGCCCUCUUGAACAGAAUAAAGCCAUCAAAAGGUCACGGCCAGUCGCAUCAUCAAGAAAAUCUCGUUCUCCCAGGAGCACAAAACCUAAAGAAAAAACAGCAAAACUUGCAAAAAAGGAGUCUUCAAGCCAGCCAAUUACUAAUCGCAUUGAUCAUUCUGUAUCUAAUGACAGCCCCAUUUUUUUUUCAGACCCUGGUUUUGAAAGCUGUUAUUCACUUGAAGACAGCUUAUCUCCAGACCACAAUUACAACUUUGAUAUUAACACUAUAGGGCAAAGUGGAUUUUGCAGUUUUUAUUCUGCAAGCCAGUUUGUCCCAGCAGAUCAAAAUUUGCCCCAGAAAUUCUUGAGUGAUGCAGUUCAGGAUCUUGGUUCUGGACAAACAACAGAAGGUGAUUUUCUAUGUCAUAAUGACCAAAAAUCUGAGGAAGAAAAGCAGCAUUCUUCAAGCACAAAUAAAUGGAUAAGGUCUGGUUCCCUGAGCCCUGAACUUUUUGAGAAGACCUCACUAGAUAAUAUUGAGAACCACUGCCAUAGUCAAUGGAGGAAAACCAUUCAAUCUUCAACUUCUAGAUCUAGUUUUAUUGAUACCUCUUGUACCCAAGAGACUGAAGUCUGUUUAAAUGAAAAAUUCAAAUUGAAUAGAAAUACGGUAAAUAAAGAGAGAUUUCUUAAUCUUUCUCAGCCGACCUGCUCAGACUGGAUUCAAAGCCAGAUUAGAAAAGAAACCACUUUUGAACCCUGUCAACCACUUGAUUCAGUUAAUACCUCUUUUACAUCCUUAUUGUCAUCACCUGAUGGUGAACUUCUAGAUGCAGCUUCUGAGGAUUUAGAAUUACAUGUGUCAAGAAACAAUGAAGCAUUAACUCCAACUCCAGAUAGUUCCCCAAGAUCAACCAGUUCUCCCUCACAAUCAAAGAAUGGAAGCUUUACACCUCGUACUGCUCACAUUCUUAAGCCUCUCAUGUCCCCACCCAGUCGUGAAGAAAUCAUGGCAACUUUGGUGGAUCAUGAUCUGGCAGAAACAGUUUAUCAGGAACCGUUCUGCAGCAAUCCUUCAGAUGCUCCAGAAAAGCCAAGGGAGAUUGGAGGGCGGCUUCUCACAGUGGAAACCAGACUUCCAAAUGACCUCCUCGAGUUUGAGGGGGACUUCUCAUUAGAAGGUCUACGACUCUGGAAGACUGCAUUUUCAGCAAUGACAGAAAGUCCUAGACCCGGAUCUCCUCCUCAUUAUGGUCACUCUACUGUUAAUAAAAGAGAAAGUAAUAGCCAUAAAACUAGUGAAGACAAAAAAAUAGUCAUAAUGCCAUGCAAAUGUGCUCCAAGCCAACAGCAAGUUCAGAUAUGGCUUCAUGCCAAAGAAGAGUAUGAACAUUUCAAGAAAUUGCCUAAGAGUCAUCCUGCUGAGCAGGCAAAGGCAGAUGAGAAUAUCAACUCUGCAGUAUUGUCUGAAGAGAAAUCUAUAGAAGUAAUAAAAGUAGCUAAAGAUUUGGAUUUGUCUAGCCUGGAAGAUGAAAGACCUAUUGUGCCUACAAAAAAUUCUCCUGCCUCCGUGGCAGAAAAUACAAAAACUCCAACCAAGGAGACCUGUGAUAAGUCUAUAAGCACCAUAGGAACUUCUGUAAAUACUAAAAAUGACAUAGACUCUAAUAAAACUUCAUGUGCAAGCAAGACACACACUACUUCAACUCUAGAACACGAUAAGGAGGAGGAGGAGGAGGAGGAAGAUUAUUAUGUCAGUUACAGUUCUCCAGAUUCUCCAGUGCUUCCUCCUUGGCAACAGGUGGCAUCUCCAGAUCCUAAACAGUCCAGUUUAGAAGACACAGAGUGGAAAAAUCAGGAUAUUAUUUUGUCUUCUGUGGAAGGAAAUGAUGUUGGAAGUGUACAAAAUUCUCCAUGCACCCAGGAGAACAUUCAGACAUCCUUUGACACGUCUCCAUUUCCACUUAAUGAAGAUCCUGGAAAUUCUGAAUCAGUUUGUCUACACAGUACACCCAUUGUGCACCGAAAAAAACAAGAUGGAAUACCUGAAGUUCUUGGUUUUACACCUUUAUCUGCAGAACCAAAAGCUCAGAAACUGAGCCAGAAGAGGGGAAGUAAUACUGAUGGUCUUCGAAGAGUACUUCUAACUACACAAAUGAAGAAUCAAUUUGCUGCCCUCGGUGCUCCAAAGAAAGAGACUUCCCAGAUUGAAGGACCGUCUUUAAAUAAUACUUAUGGUUUUAAAGUCAGUGUGGAAAACCUCCAGGAAGCAAAAUCUUUACAUGAGGUCCAGCACCUUACCCUCAUCAGCAUGGAGUUGCAUGCUCGAACAAGACGAGAUUUGGAACCAGAUCCAGAGUUUGAUCCGAUCUGUGCUUUGUUCUACUGCAUCUCAUCAGACUCAGCCCUGCCAAAUACUGACAAAAAAGAAAUCACUGGUGCUAUAGUGAUUGAUAGAGGCAGGACGCUCUCAAGCCAAGGGAGCAGAGACCAAGCCCCCUUGCUUACAAGAUCUGGAGUUACAGGACUAGAAGUCAGUUACGCUACUGAUGAAAGAACUCUUUUCCAGGAAGUAGUGAAUAUUGUAAAAAGAUAUGACCCAGACAUUUUGCUAGGCUAUGAAGUCCAGAUGCAUUCCUGGGGUUAUCUCUUACAGAGGGCUGCGGCACUGAAUGUUGAUUUAUGCCAGAUGAUUUCUCGUGUGCCAGAUGAAAAUAAAGAGAACAGAUUUGCCACCGAGCUGGAUGAAUAUGGAGCAGAUACAAUGAGUGAAAUAAAUAUUGUUGGGCGAAUUGUCUUGAAUGUAUGGAGAAUGAUGAGACAUGAGGUGAAUCUAACGAAUUACACUUUUGAAAAUGUGGGCUUUCAUGUGCUUCAUCAUCGUUUUCCUUUAUUUACGUUCCGAGUUCUGUCUGAUUGGUUUGACAAUAAGGCAGAUGUCUACAGAUGGAAAAUGGUUGAUCAUUAUGUUAGCCGGGUUCGUGGGAAUCUCCUGUUGUUAGAAAAACUGGAUUUGAUUGACAGAACAAGUGAAAUGGCAAGACUUUUUGGCAUUCAGUUCUUACAUGUAUUAACAAGAGGCUCCCAGUACCGUGUGGAGUCGGUGAUGCUGCGCAUUGCGAAGCCCAUGAACUACAUUGCUGUGACUCCCAGCGUCCAGCAGCGAGCUCAGAUGAAAGCCCCACAGUGUGUUCCCUUGAUCAUGGAGCCAGAGUCCCGCUUCUACAGCAACGCUGUUCUUGUCUUGGAUUUCCAGUCCUUGUAUCCUUCCAUUGUCAUAGCAUACAACUACUGCUUUUCUACCUGCCUGGGACAUGUUGAGAACUUAGGAAAGUAUGAUGCAUUCAAAUUUGGCUGUACAUCUCUGAGAGUACCUCCUGAUUUACUCUACCAGAUUAGACAUGAUAUCACAGUGUCACCCAGUGGAGUAGCUUUUGUCAAGCCUUCAGUAAGAAAGGGUGUGCUGCCAAGGAUGCUGGAAGAAAUCUUGAAGACCAGGAUAAUGGUGAAACAGUCAAUGAAGGCUUAUAAGCAUGACAAGGCUGUGACUCGAAUGCUUGAAGCUCGUCAGUUGGGUCUUAAAUAUAUAGCUAAUUUUACUUUUGGCUAUACUGCUGCUAAUUUUUCUGGAAGAAUGCCAUGCACUGAGAUUGGAGACAGCAUUGUUCACAAAGCCAGAGAAACAUUGGAGCGUGCCAUUAAACUGGUGAAUGAUACCAAAAAAUGGGGUGCUCACGUUGUAUAUGGUGAUACAGACAGCAUGUUUGUACUCUUGAAAGGAGCCACAAAGGAGCAGUCUUUUAAGAUUGGUCAAGAAAUUGCUGAAGCUGUAACAGCAACAAAUCCCAAGCCUGUUAAACUGAAGUUCGAAAAGGUCUACUUGCCAUGUGUCCUGCAGACUAAAAAGAGGUAUGUGGGUUACAUGUAUGAAACACUGGACCAGAAGGACCCAGUAUUUGAUGCAAAAGGCAUAGAGACAGUCCGAAGGGACUCCUGUCCUGCUGUUUCCAAGAUACUUGAGUGUUCUAUCAAGCUGCUAUUUGAAACACGGGACAUAAGUCAGAUCAAGCAGUAUGUUCAGAAUCAAUGCAUGAAGUUACUGGAAGGAAAAGCCAGCAUGCAGGACUUCAUCUUUGCAAAAGAGUACAGAGGGAGCUCAGCAUACAAACCUGGAGCCUGUGUACCUGCUCUGGAAAUCACCAGGAGGAUGCUUGCCCACGACCGCCGCUCCGAGCCGCGCGUCGGGGAGCGCGUGCCCUACGUCAUCGUGUGCGGCAUGCCCGGCCUGCCCCUGAUCCAGCUGGUGCGCCGGCCCCUCGAGGUGCUGCAGGACCCCAGCCUGAGGCUCAACGCCACCUACUACAUCACCAAGCAGAUCCUGCCCCCCCUGGCCAGGGUCUUCUCGCUCAUUGGCAUAGACGUCUUCAGCUGGUACCACGAGCUGCCCCGCAUUCAGAAGGCUGCCUCAGCUGCCUGCACUGAGCUCGAAGGACGCAAAGGCACCAUCUCCCAGUAUUUCACGACCUUACACUGUCCUGUGUGUGAUGAACUGACCCAGUAUGGGAUCUGUAAUAAAUGCAGAAGCCAGCCACAGCAUGUGGCAGUGAUUCUCAACCAAGAAAUCCGAGAGCUGGAGCGUAAACAGGAGCAGCUGGUCCAGAUAUGCAAGAACUGCACAGGCUGCUUCGAUCGGCAGAUCCAGUGUGUCUCCCUCAACUGCCCAGUGCUUUUCAAGCUCUCCAGAGUGAGCAGAGAACUGUCAAAGGCUCCCUAUCUCCGCCAGCUGCUUGACCAGUUUUAAAUGAUCUGUGUUACAGGAUCCCAGGUGCUAUUUUUUUUUUCUUCAGUGUUUACCACACUAAGACUAUUGUGCAUGGUGCUUUUUCAAUUCUCACCUAGUCCAGGAUUUCCAUUUUACCUGUUGGGUUUAUUAUCUGAAGAACAAUGAACACUUACCAUAACUAAAUUGGAAAAAAAAAAACCCAACCCAUUUGUUGGUCUAUGAAUAGCUCACUUUUUAAGAUGUAAAAAUUUCUUCUUCCUUUCAUGUUUCUAACAUACUGUUUUAUAAUGCUGAUGUUGAAAUAGCUCUGUGUAACAUCUUGUAAAUCCAUUUCAAAGUAGAAGUCAAGUUUACUUCCUGGAGGAAGGAGCACUGAAAACCUCUUGAAAUGAUAAAACCAUUCGUGUGUGUUCUUGAACUGUCAGUAUCAAGACGUGUUACUUAUAUAUUCUCCAUUCACUUUAUAAUUUUGUCUGCGAAAUAUUUUGUAAAUACACUUUUUUACUUUUCAAACAACUGAGUAAAAUAAUGUGCAAUGACUUUUAUACAGAUAAUUUUAAAGUUGGUUGGUAUAUCUCCUCCUAAGUUUUGCUUGAUUCCAAGUAGAUUGUUAUUUUGAUCAGACUGUGCAAGCAGUAGUACCAUGUGUAGCAUUUUGAAACAUUAUUUUCUAAAAAUUGCUGUCUUGCUUUAGCUAUUAAUGGGGCAUUGUGAGGAACUGUGCAAAGACAUUUUUGUUACAAACCUGUGGGACUGUUGCAAUACUUUAAAUAUAAAAUUUUAUUCCAUUUUUGCUUGUUUUGUAUAGACAUUUCUAUUGCUUCUAAAUAUGCUUAAAAUAUUUUCUUUCCUUACGUACUGUACAGUUAAAUCUUAUUUGCCACCAUCUUGACAAAAUGUGUAUUUAGAAUAUUUGUAUAACUGUAUAAAAUGGAAAAGGAAUUAUGUGGUCAGUGCAUUGUUUUCUAAACUGGAAAUCAUUUCGUUUUAGAAGUUAAUAAUGGAAACCAUAUUAAAGUUGAAUAAAAUGAUAUGGUAAAAAAUUAUUCGGGUUUUUUUAAUAUUUACCCUCAAUUUGUUUCCUUCUCUGGCAUACACAAUAAUGUAAAAACAAGACUGCUCAAAUCAAAGUUAAGAAUCCAGCUUAAACUUUGGGAUCUAAAACAUCAGUAGAAGUUCUUGGAGGCCUUCCCCAAACCAGAAGAGAACCAUUUCAAGUUUUCCAUUUGUCAGAAAAGGAUCAAGUUUUAAAUUUAAAAGUCCAGAGAAGGUUUGAAAAAUAGAAAAAAACUUUAUUUACAUCAAGGAACCUGAGUGCCUUCUCCAGAUAAGAAUUUAUUACAGUCAAGAUACCAGUCAGUGUAUUAAAUGUCACAUUACACAGUACAAUGUAAAACCCACACCAAGCAGAAUAAAAACCUGUUACAUAUAUAAUAGAAAAUCCACAGAUUACGAUGCACUUGUAUGCAAAGUAACUCUAAAAAAACAAAACAUCAAGGCAUAAAACUUUGCCUGGUCUUGCAUUCAAGCAUUGGUCACGUACAGAAUAAAAGUGCAAAUGCCAGAAGUAAGUGCUUGUAGUACAGUCCAGCACUUGGCAGUGCCUCGGCAUAAAUAAAGUAUGACACUUAGCUGCAAGAGAUUGCCUUUCACACUGGAGCAGAGCACUCAUCUUCAAACUAUUCCUGGGUUUGUGGACAAAAAUAGGAUUCUUAUCAAAUUCAGGUAUCUAAUUCAUGGAUUAAAGCUGUUGUCCUCAACAGAGGGAUGGCUUUUCUAGCAUAAGCAGGGCAAUAGUAAUGUAAUAGUUACUCCAAGUAAUUUCAACCCCCAACAUGUAAGUACUUGAGCUUUCUGGAGGACCUGUAACUUAAAAUAGAUCUGUAUUGUAAAUAGAUCCUCACUUCAGCUGUAGAUGCCAGGAAGCAAUUUACUAUGAAAGGAAAUUUAAACAUGAGAAAAACUAAUAUUCAUUGUCUGAAAACAAGCCUUGAGGAACACAAAAGCCAAGAGCAGGGAGCUAAGCCUUGGCCAUCGAGGGUGCCUAGAAUUGAUAUGAGCUGGACUCAUCCUUGGAAAUGUCCUAGAUCUUGUUUCAAACUUAAAUUGCUUCAAGCACUUUAUUUUCAGUCAAGGGCAGCCCCUGCUAUUUAAAAGCAGGCUGGUUAGGAGAUAAGGAGAACCCUUUCUGUCUGUCUAUCCCAGGUCAAGUUCAAGACCAGAACUAAGACACUGUAGGCUCCAAGUCCUCAUUAAGAUGACUGAAUAAAUUUAGGCAGGUCUCCACACAUCAGUGGAAAGUGAUUCUACAUAGAUAAUUCUUCAGAUUGUCUUACAGCCACUGCUUUUUGCAUCCUUUAUUUGUGGGAAAAGGCUGCUCUUACCUUGGUAUUCCAGCCUGUCGCUCCAUUCCUACUACACAGGCCUCCUGCUUUUUAAGGAGGAAAUGGGGAUGAAUUCAAGUUACUCACACAGGAGUUAAUACAGGCAGGAAAAAAUAAAAUAAAUUUUUGUUUUGUGGAAUAUUUUGACAUAUGCUGGGAUGACGCUUGUCAGAAACACAAAUAAGUGUAUAUAUGCAGUAGAUAAGCUUCUAAGAGAUUACAGCAUAUUUCCCAAUGCAGCUUUGAUUUCAUUUUCUGGGUUUUUUUAGUACUUGAUUAUGCAAACAGUUUAAAGUAAACUAUCCAUGUAAACUAUCCCUGAAAACAGUCUUACAUGUAGGACAUUGCAAUCUGGAAUUUCAUCAAGAACUUAUCAUAUAAAGUGGGGGAGUUUAGAAUCUUCCUGGUUUCCCAGUAUCUUUCCUAAAAUAAUUUUCUUCUGGCACCAUGAUCUCGAGUAUGGGGAAACUUUUUUACACCGACAUCACUACAGAUGAAUCCAGGGGGAUGGCAGGUCCAGCAGGAGCUGCCACAGAACAGUUUCUGCAUCUUUCAUUGUGUGUCCUGCACCUUCUCCCUGCCCCUCCACCAGUGGGAUUUGCCCUCACCCUCAGCUGACACCCCCUACUUGCCACACAUAUGGAGCAGCGUGCAGGAGGAAAAAUGGGAAGAGGAAACACGGUGCAAUGCAGGCUCCAGCUGCCCCCAGUCCAUCCCCUCUCUCUGCCUAACACAGUGUUUGCUUCCACGUCAAACCAGCAAAGCACACAGGGCCACACAGACUCACUCCUGUCCCCUGUGGCCAGGCCAGCACUGGGGCUGGCAUUCACCAUUCCUGUAAGCAAAGUGAAACAAGGCUUCACUUGAAAGUGCAGGUUCAUGCAUGGCACUGGAAAAAGAUGCUACAGAAGGAAUCCAUCAAGAACACAGUGGCAUUUAAGUGCCAGCAGCAGAAAGAGAGGGAGGCUCUGCAACAUGGCAAGCUAUUAACAAAAAAACUACAAGUUGAUUCUGGCUUCUUAUUAACUACUCAGAAGAAAAGAAAAAGCCAUUCAAGCCUAGGUUGCAUAUUUGAAGGACAAGAGAGGGAAGAAAAGCAGAGCUGGAAAUCCAGGGAACAUCUAACAUUCUGUGCUAUGUUACACCCAGAGCCCUUUUCUUACUAAAUGAAACCUCUUAGCAAGAAAAAUACUAAUAAAAGUGAGAAGUUAAAAACCCCAAACAAGAGUACAUUCUUAUCACACAGACUUAAAAAAUCCUUAACUGUUUUGGAGUUCCAAGCUGACAAAUUGCAAGAUUACUGUUCAAAGACAGAUUUUGCCAUUUACUGCUACUUUUUGCUCUUACUGGGAGGUCUCCCUGGCUGCACCUGCCCAGGGUUUCCUGCUUAGCACCAAUGAACCUUCACAUACAAACCACUGCUUCUCCACUAGGGAGAGUCCAUCUUCAUGUCAUCCCCCAAA
Molecule: messenger RNA, 13324 nt
Organism: Passer montanus (Eurasian tree sparrow)
Lineage: Eukaryota; Metazoa; Chordata; Aves; Passeriformes; Passeridae
Gene: REV3L
Product: REV3 like, DNA directed polymerase zeta catalytic subunit
Exons: 32
Coding region: 1-9495 (3164 amino acids)
Biological process (GO): error-prone translesion synthesis; double-strand break repair via homologous recombination
Cellular component (GO): nucleus; zeta DNA polymerase complex
Molecular function (GO): DNA-directed DNA polymerase activity; nucleotide binding; DNA binding
Source: RefSeq, a predicted model, not a curated record